Molecule: messenger RNA, 2111 nt
Organism: Esox lucius (northern pike)
Lineage: Eukaryota; Metazoa; Chordata; Actinopteri; Esociformes; Esocidae
Exons: 2
Coding region: 852-1688 (278 amino acids)
Source: RefSeq, a predicted model, not a curated record
UCGAAUACAGCGCAACAUUUUUCUCUAUGACAGCAUAAACUGUCCGUGGUCUUAAAACAACGUGAGUAGUGGUGUGGUUGGAUUUAUUCUUCCUCUAUUUGAGUGACUGUUUUGGCAAAUGUUUCUUUGAAACGACACAAACUUAUUUACUUCUAACGUGGCUCCUGCUAUCGAUAUUUGCAACUGUUUAUGUUUGCUGCUUCUGUGAGCCACAGCCAGUGCGUCGCUUAUGUCCGUUUGAGUCAAGUAAUUACUCCUCCUAUAUAGGUCUGCAAAAUAAAGGUCUCAAGUCAUGCUCUGUAUACACAGGCAUCUGAAUUCUCUAUCUGUAUGUAUGACGUCAGAUCUGUUUCUGCUACUGAGGGCUCCAAUAGUCACGUUUCGCCACUGCCUGUAUGAUCCUCUGGCCGUUAGAUCUGAAAGACUAAGCAAAAAGGCUGGUCCACAUAAAAAUAAUUCAACUAAUGUAGCAGGGAAAUUCUCAUUAAAAUACAGUCUAUUUCCCAUCAUACAUUUUACCUCACAAAUUAAGGUCCACCUUUGUCUGAACAUACCAGACGAAGACUAAUACAUUUUACAGGACAAAAAUACCUAUGGCAGGACUCCAUCUUCUAACUGAUUGACUGUUUUUCUCCAAUUCUGUUUUGUCCAAUUCAUUAUUAUGGCCUGGUCACACUGAGAAAUAUCCCAGGUCCAUCACUGGUGUAACAGGGUGACGCCGGACACGGGUGUGAGAUGUCCUUUACACAUGACGUUCAUUUCGGAACGCUUGGGUGUAAAACUUACAACCGAGGCCAAAAGAGCUGAGGCAGGGGGCGUUACUGCACCUCUACUUCCCAACCCUGGAUCCAAUGCACAUGAAGGAGCUGAAGCAGGGGGCGUUACUGCACCUCUACUUCCCAACCCUGGAUCCAAUGCACAUGAAGGAGCUGAGGCAGGGGGCGUUACUGCACCUCUACUUCCCAACCCUGGAUCCAAUGCACAUGAAGGAGCUGAGGCAGGGGGCGUUACUGCACCCCUACUUCCCAACCCUGGAUCCAAUGCACAUGAAGGAGCUGAGGCAGGGGGUGUUACUGCACCUCUACUUCCCCACCCUGGACCCAAUGCACAUGAAGGAGCUGAGGCAGGGGGCGUUACUGCACCUCUACUUCCCAACCCUGGAUCCAAUGCACAUGAAGGAGCUGAGGCAGGGGGCGUUACUGCACCUCUACUUCCCAACCCUGGAUCCAAUGCACAUGAAGGAGCUGAAGCAGGGGGCGUUACUGCACCUCUACUUCCCAACCCUGGAUCCAAUGCACAUGAAGGAGCUGAGGCAGGGGGCGUUACUGCACCUCUACUUCCCAACCCUGGAUCCAAUGCACAUGAAGGAGCUGAGGCAGGGGGCGUUACUGCACCCCUACUUCCCAACCCUGGAUCCAAUGCACAUGAAGGAGCUGAGGCAGGGGGUGUUACUGCACCUCUACUUCCCCACCCUGGACCCAAUGCACAUGAAGGAGCUGAGGCAGGGGGCGUUACUGCACCUCUACUUCCCAACCCUGGAUCCAAUGCACAUGAAGGAGCUGAGGCAGGGGGCGUUACUGCACCUCUACUUCCCAACCCUGGAUCCAAUGCACAUGAAGGAGCUGAGGCAGGGGGCGUUACUGCACCUCUACUUCCCAACCCUGGACCCAAUGCACAUGAAGGAGUGAGCUCCAUCAGCUACGGACCAAAACCACCACAGCGAAUCACUAGACUGCAACCCUUUCUGACCAUCCCUCCUAACCAGACACUGCUGAACCAGUUUGGCACUGCCGGACAGUGUGACCAAGAUAAAACACAAAUUUGCAAUUUGGCCCUCGUCUACUCCUCAUUCGUCAGAUGAAUACGAAAAACCUUGUUUUGUAAUCAUUGUUUGUAAUCAAAAUAAUUAGUAGGUACAGGACCAGAACCUUUACAUUUUAUUAACGGAAAACCAAAACCUUCACAUCACCCUUUUUGGUUAGCCUAGCCGUAACAUGACUUUGUGCUGCAACAUUAUAAUUUUUUUCUAUUCAGGGAUACAUUUUUUCAAUGUUAAAGUAUCCAAGAUGGCCAAGAGUCUGUAUUUCAGGGAUAUUAUUGAUGUUAUUAAA